Messenger RNA from Choloepus didactylus (southern two-toed sloth), 4748 nucleotides. RefSeq names its product DEAH-box helicase 37 (gene DHX37). The transcript has 27 exons. Gene Ontology annotation, molecular function: ATP binding; RNA binding. The record is from RefSeq and is a predicted model, not a curated record. Lineage: Eukaryota; Metazoa; Chordata; Mammalia; Pilosa; Megalonychidae. Gene Ontology annotation, biological process: maturation of SSU-rRNA from tricistronic rRNA transcript (SSU-rRNA, 5.8S rRNA, LSU-rRNA). Gene Ontology annotation, cellular component: intracellular anatomical structure; nucleolus. Bases 56 to 3535 code for a protein of 1159 amino acids.
GCUUGGGGCUUCGCUGCAGCUUGGGCAGGCGGGAGAGGAGCAGAGCGGGCUUACCAUGGGGAAGCUGCGCCGACGGUACAACGUCAAGGGACGCCAGCAGGCGGCCCCUGGCCCCUCCAAAGGCGGCCCCGAUCCGCCCCCGGUGCGGCUGGAACUGGAAGGUAAGGGGACCUUGAAGGGCGUCGAUGCGAGCAACGCGCUCGUCCUGCCGGGGAAGAAGAAAAAGAAGGCCAGAGCCCCUCCCCUGUCCAAGAAGGAGAAGAAACCUCUAACCAAGAAAGAGAGGAAAAUGCUGCAGAAAGUCUUAGAACAGAAGGAAAAAAAGAGCCAGCGAGCGGAGAUGCUGAAGAAACUGAGCGAAGUUCAAGUUUCAGAAGCUGAGAUGAAACUCUUCUACACCACGUCCAAGCUGGGCACUGGAGACCGCAUGUACCACACCAAAGACAGGAAGCCCGACGAGGUCGCAGCCCCGGGACAGGAGAGGAUCAGCAGCCUCAGCGGGGCCCACCAGAAGCGCCGCCGCCAGCUGUCGGAAGAGGAGGACGCCGAGUCCUCAGAGGCGUCAGAGGCUGAUGAGGCCUUGGCCGCCGGGCAGGCGGAGUCUGGUGCAGGGACAGCGGCCACUCGUCUGCUGCCGGUGCCACCGGAGGCCAGGGGCGAGCACCCAAUGCCCAGUGACCAGCCCUGUCCAGCUGGAACCCCUGCUGCUCCACCCCUUUGGCCAGCAGCAGCCCCCACGCCAGCCAGGCCCCUGGCGAAGCCCGCCAUCUUCGUCCCUGUAGACCGCUGCCCCAAAAUGCAGGAAGAACGGCUGAAGCUCCCGAUUCUCUCGGAAGAGCAAGUGAUCAUGGAGGCAGUGGCUGAGCACCCCAUUGUCAUCGUGUGUGGCGAGACGGGCAGUGGGAAGACCACACAGGUGCCCCAGUUUCUCUACGAAGCUGGCUACAGCAGCGAGGACGGCACCAUCGGCAUCACGGAGCCGCGCCGAGUGGCCGCCGUGGCCAUGUCCCAGCGAGUGGCCAAGGAGAUGAACCUGUCAGAGCGGGUCGUCUCCUACCAAAUCCGGUAUGAAGGCAACGUGACUGAGGACACCAGGAUCAAGUUCAUGACGGACGGCGUCUUGCUGAAGGAAAUCCAGAAGGACUUCCUGCUGCUGAAGUACAAGGUGGUGGUCAUCGACGAGGCCCACGAGCGGAGCGUGUACACUGACAUCCUCAUCGGCCUGCUGUCCCGCAUCGUGUGUCUCCGGGCAAAGAGGAAGCUGCCGCUGAAGCUGCUGAUCAUGUCGGCCACACUGCGGGUGGAGGACUUCACCCAGAACCCGCGGCUCUUCGCCCAGCCGCCCCCCGUCAUCAAGGUGGAAUCCCGGCAGUUCCCGGUGACGGUCCACUUUAACAAGCGGACACCACUGGAAGACUACAGCGGUGAGUGCUUCCGGAAGGUCUGCAAGAUCCACCAGAUGCUGCCUGCAGGCGGCAUCCUGGCGUUCCUGACGGGGCAGGCCGAGGUGCACGCACUGUGCCGCAGGCUCCGGAGGGCCUUUCCACGCGCCCGGCGCCAGCCACCAGGAAAGGAAGCUCAGGAAGAUUCGGCAGAGGAGAUGCGGAGGUUUAAGAAGUCGCGGGCGAAGGCGAAGAAGGCGCAGGCAGCGACACUGCCCCACAUCAGUCUGGACAAUUACUCGGUGCUGCCAGCGGGCGAAGGUGUUGAGGACAGGGAGGCCGAGAUGGAUGACGAGGAGGCGGCCCUGGGCUCCGACCUGGACCUGGACCUGGGGGACGAGGGAGCGGAUGACGGUGAGCAGCCAGAUGCCUCCCUACCCCUCCACGUGCUCCCGCUCUACUCUCUGCUGGCCCCGGAGAAACAGGCCCAGGUCUUCAGGCCUCCCCCCGAGGGCACACGGCUGUGCGUGGUGGCCACCAACGUGGCCGAGACGUCCCUCACCAUCCCCGGCAUCAAGUACGUGGUGGACUGUGGGAAGGUGAAGAAGCGCUACUACGACCGGGUCACCGGCGUGUCCUCCUUCCGCGUCACCUGGGUCUCCCAGGCGUCCGCUGACCAGCGGGCAGGCCGGGCCGGCCGGACGGAGCCCGGCCACUGCUACAGGCUGUAUUCGUCUGCGGUGUUCAGUGACUUUGAGCAGUUUUCUCCUCCUGAAAUCACUCGGCGGCCCGUGGAGGACCUGAUCCUUCAGAUGAAAGCACUGAAUAUCGAGAAGGUCAUCAACUUCCCCUUCCCAACCCCCCCUUCUGUGGAGUCCCUCAUCGCUGCCGAGGAGCUGUUGAUCUCUCUGGGUGCCCUGCAGGCACCCCCCAAAACAGAAAGGGUGAAGCAGCUGCAGCAGUCCCGGGUGAGCUGCCCCAUCACCCCACUGGGCAGGACCAUGGCCGCCUUCCCCGUGGCUCCCCGCUACGCCAAGAUGCUGGCGCUGAGCCGACAGCACGGCUGCCUGCCCUACGCCAUCACCAUCGUGGCCGCCAUGACGGUCCGGGAGCUGUUCGAGGAGCUGGACAGGCCCGCUGCCAGCGACGAGGAGCUCUCCAGGCUGAAGGGCAAGCAGGCCCGGGUGGCGCAGGUGAAGAGGGCCUGGGCCGGGCGAGGAGCAUCUCUGAAACUCGGGGACUUCAUGGUGCUGCUGGGCGCCGUGGGAUCCUGCGAGUUCGCUGGCUGCUCGCCCCAGUUCUGCGAAGCCAACGGGCUGCGGUACAAGGCCAUGAUGGAGAUCCGGCGACUGCGGGGCCAGCUGACCACGGCAGUCAACACUGUGUGCCCCGAGGCCGGGCUCUUCGUGGACCCCAAGAUGCAGCCGCCUUCCGACAGCCAGGUGACCUACCUGCGGCAGAUUGUGACAGCCGGCCUGGGCGACCACCUGGCUCGCCGGGUGCAGAGCGAGGAGCUGCUGGACGACAAGUGGAAGAACGGCUACAAGACUCCUCUCCUCGACGACCCUGUCUUCAUCCACCCCAGUUCCAUCCUUUUCAAGGAGCUCCCCGAGUUUGUGGUCUACCAGGAAAUCGUGGAAACCACCAAGAUGUACAUGAAAGGUGUCUCGGCCGUGGAGACGCAGUGGAUCCCGGCCCUCCUGCCCACCUACUGCCAGUUCAGCAAGCCCCUGGAGGAGCCACCUCCCUCCUACUGCCCCGAGAGGGGCCGGGUGCUCUGCCACCGGGCCAGCGUGUUCUAUCGGGUCGGCUGGCCGCUCCCUGCCAUCCAGGUGGAGUUUCCCGAGGGUGUUGACUGCUACAGGCACUUUGCCCGCUUCUUGCUGGAAGGGCAGGUCUUCCGCCCGCUGGCCACCUACCGAGGCUGUCUGCUGUCCAGCCCCAGCACGAUGCUGAAGACCUGGGCCAGGCUGCAGCCCAGAACAGAGAGUCUCCUGAGAGCCCUUGUGGCUGAGAAGGCAGACUGCCGUGACGCCUUGUUGGCUGCUUGGAAGAAAAACCCCAAAUACCUCCUGGCUGAGUACUGCGAGUGGCUCCCACAGGCCAUGCACACAGACAUCAGGAAAACCUGGCCCCCCACUGCCGACCACUGACCCCUGGGCAGCCGGCCCCGACCUGGGACGUUUUGUGACUGUUUCUUACACGAUGGAGAAUUUAAUCUCUGCUGGCUCCCCUUUGCAGUGGACACUUGGGGCUCUGUUAGUUGCUGAUAGAGCAGCGGCGGGGAGUGAAGCAGCGGGGAGCAGACCUGCUAUAAGCCCUUCCUCCACCUCACCCCCAGUCCCCCAGCCCCUGCUCAGAGAGCCCAGUGCAGCGCUUGGAGCACCUGCCUGCACUUCUUCCCUGAAACGUACGGGGGGGCCGCCGUGUACCUGCCGCUGGCUGGGGAGUCCCGAACGUCCACAGCCUUCUGUGAAGGAUGACCGCUGGAACCUUCCAGGGGCACGGCCAUAAGGGGCAGGACCUCGCUCUCCCCGACCGCGUGAGCUCCCACACUGCAGGACAGAUGUGACACGUCCUCGUCCCCUCUGCUCCGUGCCGCAGAGGACGUGGCUGCUGUCAGCUGAAGAGGGACCCCUGGGCCCCUGAGCCCCCUGGUCCUCUGAUGGCAGAAGAGGGAGGCAGAGGGGCAGAGGUAGGUCCCCAGGGGAGAAAGAGGGACAGGAGGGUCCUGGGGCAGAACCCAGGCCCCCUUCCCUUCCAACCUCCAUGGCAAGGGCCUGGGGCGUUCAGCUCUGACGCAGGGGGAGGCACAGAAUUAAAACCUUGUCCCAGGGACUUGGGGACGCUGUCUUCUGCCCAGCACUGGGCCCAUCGCUGCUCAGCACGGUCGGCACCCAGCCUGCCACCCCCCGCGGUCCUCGAUCCUGAGGGAGGCAUCACCCUCACUGGGCUUUCCUCCCUCCCAGGCCACUCUCAAGUCCUUGGCAGGGUCUGUCCCGGCGUCCCUGAGCUGAGGGCCCUGGCAGCUGCAGGCUCGCUUUGCCUGACCUGCACUGUGAUUGCCGAGAACGUGAAUCCUUCCUAACACUUAGAAUUGGGAUAUUUCCCUCUCCCAAGUCCAGAUCUCCAGCCUUUCUAGAAAACUCCAACUGCACAGGUGCUGGCAGCUCUGCCGCUAAGGGGAACAGAGAAGCUGUUCAACCACCCACCCCACGGUCCCUGACUUCCCUGCCCCUCCGUCCUGCUGACGCUCAGCAGCCACAGGAGAGAAAGAAUUGUAACUAGACAACUCUUCUUUUUUUUUAUUUUAUUUUUUAAUGAAAUGUAAUUAAUGUAAAAUAAAAUUCACAUUUUUAAAGUGUA